Messenger RNA from Manihot esculenta (cassava), 546 nucleotides. Its product is annotated as SKP1-like protein 14. Gene Ontology annotation, cellular component: cytoplasm; nucleus. The transcript has a single exon. Bases 1 to 546 code for a protein of 181 amino acids. Lineage: Eukaryota; Viridiplantae; Streptophyta; Magnoliopsida; Malpighiales; Euphorbiaceae. Gene Ontology annotation, biological process: SCF-dependent proteasomal ubiquitin-dependent protein catabolic process. Gene Ontology annotation, molecular function: cullin family protein binding. The record is from RefSeq and is a predicted model, not a curated record.
AUGUCUUCCCCCGCCAACCCCGAACCCACUGUGUCCACUCCAAUCGCCGCCCCUAACCCCGCACCGGCCAAAAAAAUCACUCUGAAGACUGCCGACGGCAACUACUUUGAAGUGGAGGAGCAAGUGGCUAUGGAAUUCGCUACUGUGAAAACCUUCUUCGACGACAACACUGAGGCAACGUUCGGCACGGUAAUUCCGUUGCCAAACGUGUCGGCCGAACCUCUUUCCCACAUCAUCCAAUACUGCAAAAGAAACUUGAUGUUUCGCGCUGAAUCGGCCCCGGAGGAAGCCAGGAAGGUGUACGAUGCUGAAUUCGUGAAGGAGCUGAGCAACGAGCAACUGAGAGAGUUGAUAUUGGCGGUUAACUAUCUAGACAUCAAGAAUUUGCUGGAUGUGCUUAAUCAGGCCGUGGCUGAUAGGAUCAAGAACAAGAGCGUGGAAUACGUGAGACAGUUCUUUGGGAUCGAGAAUGAUUUCACGCCGGAAGAUGAGGCCAGGCUUCGCGAGGAGAAUGCUUGGGCUUUUGAGGGUGUUGAUGAAGACUGA